This is a messenger RNA of Fusarium subglutinans, 1818 nucleotides long. RefSeq names its product 5'-3' DNA helicase. The transcript has a single exon. The record is from RefSeq and is a predicted model, not a curated record. The coding region runs from base 1 to 1818 and encodes 605 amino acids. Gene Ontology annotation, biological process: DNA repair; telomere maintenance. Gene Ontology annotation, molecular function: DNA helicase activity; ATP hydrolysis activity. NCBI's taxonomy places the organism in Eukaryota, Fungi, Ascomycota, Sordariomycetes, Hypocreales, Nectriaceae.
AUGAGAGGUCCAGCCCCUCCGACUUAUCCUCCUACUCCGCCGCCCCAGGAGCCCCAGGGGACAAAACGAAAGGCCAGUGAUGCUGCUCCGACAAGCGAGCACGAGAAUCAGUUACAAACCCUUCCUCCUUCACCCAAACGGACUCAAUGCGAAGCAUCAUCCCUCAGAGUCUCAUCCAGCGGCCCUAAAGACGACACCCAACACGACGAGUUGGCACCUCCUGGCGAUCGACUUAUGAUCAACACUGAGCCAGAAAUAGCACUUUCUGAUGAGCAGAAUCAGCUACUUAACGCCAUUAUCGACGAUGGACGCAAUGUUUUCUUCACUGGCUCAGCGGGCAGCGGUAAAUCGACUGUUCUCAAGACUGCUAUUAGCCGGUUGCAGGAUAUGGGUAAGAGAGUUAAAAUCUGCGCACCCACUGGCCGUGCUGCUGUGCCAAUCGAAGGCACAACUGCCCACGCUUAUAUGGGAUGGGGACCCAAACUGUUUGAAAAAGGAAUAGCCGAGCUCAAGGGCGCAUGCUUCCAAAAGACCACAAAAAAGCGCCUUAGAAGAACAGACGUGCUGAUUAUCGACGAGGUUAGCAUGAUUAGCAGUAAUUUCUUAAACUGCAUGAAUGAGUGCUUGAAAAGCGUGAGAGCGGACAAGGCACGUUUGGCCUUCGGCGGCAUUCAGCUCAUCGUCACUGGGGACUUUUGCCAACUAGCCCCUGUCAAACCUUUUCAGUGGUGCUAUCAUUGCGGUGCCCCAACCAGCUUCAACAGUGCAGCCGGCCUGCAUACUUGUCCCCGAUCCAGGGACCACGGACCAUGGGCUGACGAGGACAAAUGGGCCUUCAGAAGCAGUGCUUGGGCCGAGGCCAACUUUGCCUGUUUCAACUUGAGAGGAAUUCAUCGUCAGAACGACCCCACAUUCAUCAAAGUCCUACAGAAAUGCCGCCUUGGGGUCCCCUUCAAUGAAAAUGACAUAGACCUGCUCAUGAAUCACGACUGCGAAGUUGAAAAUGCGCCACAACUCCUCUGCACCAUAGACGAGGUUGACCCGAUUAAUUACGCCAAGUUCCAAGCGAUCACAGAGUAUAAACCGAAGCAGUAUACGGUCCGUGAUGGCUUCAAAUGGAAUGAGGUACUGGAAUGGGAGAAUGAGAAGUAUAGCAAAAGGUUUGGAGACGGAACAUUGGUUGUGUUCAAGGACCAUCAACUCGACCCGGUCGUCUACCUCAAAGAAACAAUGCAAGUCAUGCUCCAAGUAAACCUCGAUAUCAGAGCUGGACUCGUCAACGGAAGUCAAGGCGUUAUCUGCGGCUGGGAGAGAAUCGACCUGGCGAAACUGCCGGCACUCCAAGGACCAUACUCGACCGACAGAGAACGCCACGUUCGAGCCUUUACUGCACAGCACCUACAAAAGCACAUCAACAAAGAAGACCGCGUCUGGCCACGCGUGCGCUUCAGCAACGGGCGCGUCCGCACAAUCUAUCCCUGGUGCGUGAUCACUGCCAUUGGUGAUAUUAGGCCUUAUUCCCUCCUGCACCGAACUCAAAUUCCGCUUGUACCUGGCUGGGCUAUCACCGUUCAUAAGAGCCAGGGAAUGACUCUGGAACGCGUUAUUGUCAAUCUGAGUAGGGCUUUUGCAGAGGGGCAGGUCUACGUUGCAUUGUCGAGAGCGACAGGUCUCCGGGGUCUGAAGGUCGAAGGUGCGCAGGGACUCACGGUAGGAGAGGGAGGGAAUGAGGAGGUUCGCCAGUUCCUUGUUGAUACUUUUGGUCCUGAGAUGUUUGAACAGCUUGAGGAAAACAAUAAAUCCGAGCUAGAAACAUAA